CGGGAAUUUCACUUGGCCGGCAACACAACCAACCAGUAGGGCUCCGCCGUCACACCAGUCAAUGUUGCUCAGAUUGCAGGGUUGAACACGAUGGGCAUCUCUCUCCCUCGUGUCGAUUAUGCACCCUAUGGUCUCAACCCCCCUCACACUCAUCCACGUGGUACUGAGAUCUUGACCGUGCUUGAGGGCUCACUCUACGUUGGCUUCGUGACAUCGAACCCGGACAACGAACUGUUCACAAAGGUUAUUAACAAAGGAGAUGUAUUUGUGUUCCCUCAAGGGUUAAUCCAUUUCCAGUUCAACUAUGGAACAAAAAAUGCAGUGGCACCUGCAGCAUUGAGCAGUCAAAACCCUGGGGUGAUAACUGUGGCCAAUGCUGUAUUCGGGUCAAAGCCAUCCAUCCCUGAUGAUAUCCUUGCCAAGGCUUUUCAACUGGACAAGAUGACUGUCGACCGCAUCCAGGCACAACUCUAG
Messenger RNA from Setaria italica (foxtail millet), 474 nucleotides. RefSeq names its product putative germin-like protein 2-1. Gene Ontology annotation, molecular function: manganese ion binding. NCBI's taxonomy places the organism in Eukaryota, Viridiplantae, Streptophyta, Magnoliopsida, Poales, Poaceae. Gene Ontology annotation, cellular component: cell wall. The transcript has a single exon. The coding region runs from base 91 to 474 and encodes 127 amino acids. The record is from RefSeq and is a predicted model, not a curated record.